AUGCCGCGGGUGUACAUCGGCCGCCUGAGCUACCAGGCCCGGGAGCGCGAUGUGGAGCGCUUCUUUAAGGGCUACGGGAAGAUCCUGGAGGUGGAUCUGAAGAACGGAUAUGGGUUUGUGGAGUUUGAUGAUCUGCGUGAUGCAGAUGAUGCUGUUUAUGAACUAAACGGCAAAGACCUUUGUGGUGAGCGAGUAAUUGUUGAGCAUGCCCGCGGCCCACGUCGAGACGGCAGUUACGGUUCUGGACGCAGUGGAUAUGGUUACAGAAGAAGUGGCCGAGAUAAGUACGGCCCUCCUACCCGCACAGAGUACAGACUUAUCGUGGAGAAUUUGUCAAGUCGGUGCAGCUGGCAAGACCUAAAGGAUUAUAUGCGUCAGGCGGGAGAAGUGACCUAUGCAGAUGCUCACAAGGGCCGUAAAAAUGAAGGGGUGAUUGAAUUUGUGUCUUACUCCGACAUGAAAAGAGCUUUGGAAAAGUUAGAUGGAACUGAAGUCAAUGGCAGAAAAAUCAGAUUAGUCGAAGACAAGCCCGGUUCCAGACGCCGCAGGUCCUAUUCCAGGAGCCGGAGUCACUCCAGGUCUCGUUCCCGGAGCAGACAUUCUCGUAAGAGCAGAAGCCGAAGCGGCAGCAGCAAAAGCAGUCAUUCGAAGAGCAGAUCUCGGUCCAGGUCGGGCUCCCGUUCCCGGAGCAAGAGCCGCAGCCGCAGCCAGAGCCGCAGCCGCAGCAAGAAGGAGAAAAGCCGGAGCCCCAGCAAGGACAAGAGCCGCAGCCGCAGCGCGGACAAGCGCCGCAGCAAGAGUAAAGACCAGGCCGAAGAGAAGAUCCAGAACAGCGACAACGCCGGCAAGUCCAAGAGCCGGAGUCCCAGUCGGCACAAAAGCAAGAGUAAAAGUCGAAGCAGGAGUCAGGAGAGGCGAGCGGAGGAGAAGCGGGCGAGCGUGAGCAGAAGCAGAAGCAAGGAGAAGAGCCGGAGCCAGGAGAAGGGCCUGCACAAGAGCCGCAGCCGCAGCCGCAGCAAAGGAGGCAGCCGCAGCCGCAGCCGCAGCAAAAGCAAGGACAAGAGGAAGGGGAGGAAGAGGAGCAGGGAGGAGAGCCGCAGCCGGAGCCGCAGCCACAGCAAGAGCGAGAGGAGCAGAAAGCGGGGCGGCAAGCGAGACAGCAAGUCGGGCAGCGGCAAGAAGAAGAAGAAGGAGGACGCCGAGCGCUCCCAGUCCAGGUCGCGCUCCCGCUCUGCCUCCAAGGAGCGCGAGCACGCGAAGGCCGAGUCCGGCCCGAGGGAGGGCCGAGGGGAGAGCGCGGAUGCUAGCGCCCAUCAGGAGACCCGGUCCCGGUCGAGGUCCAAUUCCAAGUCCAAACCGAACCCUCCGUCAGAAUCACGCUCCAGAUCAAAGUCCGCUUCAAAAACCCGGUCUCGGUCCAAGUCCAGAUCCAGGUCUGCGUCCAGAUCGCCCUCUCGGUCUAGAUCCAGGUCCCACUCGCGGUCCUAACUGGCUACGACCACAGCUGGAACUCCCCGAGAAGUCUUUUGUACAUGUUUGGUAGCCGUAGCACAAGUGAUCGAAGUAGAACAUACGUCACUGCUGUACAUUUUUAACUCCCCUAAUGGUGUGUCUACAAUUGUUAAAUCUAAGUGCUUCCUCUCCG
Molecule: messenger RNA, 1645 nt
Organism: Puma concolor (puma)
Lineage: Eukaryota; Metazoa; Chordata; Mammalia; Carnivora; Felidae
Gene: SRSF4
Product: serine and arginine rich splicing factor 4
Cellular component (GO): nucleus; cytoplasm
Molecular function (GO): mRNA binding
Source: RefSeq, a predicted model, not a curated record